GAGAACCUUGGGGUGAGUAGGUAAUUCAGACAGAGAGAAUAUACAUUUUGAUUGAAUUAACUUGAAUUUAACUGAUCGCAUAUAUGCCAACAGAUAUAUAAGUGUACAAACCAAAGAAAAAUAUGAUCAAUUCUUUGCUACGUUCUGACUUUAAAACCCAAACGCUAGAUAGCCGGCCAGUUAGCCGUAUGCUAAUAAUUAGUCGUUGGUUUCAAUGUCUGGGUUUGCUUGCUGGCGAUUUUUGGCUUUUGCCAGGGUCGAUAGUGACCAUACGUCUGUGUUUGGCAAUGUCUAUUCCCCCAGGUUUCAAUUUGAAGCAGGCGGCUGUCAGUGUCAACGAUGUUCGGAUCGCUUCGGGUGGUGUUGCAGGUGCUGUGGGCCCAGCUGCUUUGUGGGUGGGCGCUAGGCUCGGAGCUAACUUUUGAGCUUCCUGACAACGCCAAACAGUGUUUCUACGAGGACAUCAUCAUGGGUACCAAAUGUACGCUUGAGUUUCAGGUCGUAACCGGUGGCCACUAUGACGUGGACUGUCGUUUGGAGGAUCCAGAUGGCACGACACUCUACAAGGAGAUGAAGAAGCAAUAUGACAGUUUUACAUUCAUAGCAGCCAAGAACGGCACCUACAAGUUCUGCUUCAGCAACGAGUUCUCCACCUUCACACACAAGACUGUUUACUUUGACUUCCAAGUUGGCGACGACCCUCCACUGUUCCCCAAUGAGAACAGAGUUACUGCUCUGACACAGAUGGAAUCAGCCUGCGUAUCUAUUCAUGAGGCCAUGAAGUCAGUCAUCGACUACCAGACACACCUCCGCAUCCGUGAGGCCCAAGGACGCAGUCGGGCCGAGGACCUCAACACCCGCGUUGCGUUCUGGUCCAUCGGAGAAGCCAUUAUCCUCCUGGUGGUCAGCAUCAGUCAGCUCCACCUGUCCACAGCCACCUCACAGCUCCGAGUCAUCGUUACCCCGCCGUUUCACCGAUACCCUUUGACCGUUUUUCGAAAAAGUCUCGACUCGCUGUCAAGAAUGGAUUUAAAGACGGCCGUGUUCAACGCGGCCAGGGACGGAAAGCUCCGCUUGCUUCAGAAACUGCUGGAGAACAAAGAUGGACACGAGGUGACCAAGCUGAUGGGCGAGAAGACCAACGGGGCCACGCCGCUGCUCAUGGCGGCCCGGUACGGACACCUGGACCUGGUCGAGUAUCUGCUGGAGUGCUGCAGCGCUCCCGUGGAGGUCGGCGGCUCGGUGAACUUUGACGGGGAGACCAUAGAGGGGGCUCCCCCGCUUUGGGCCGCCUCGGCGGCGGGUCACCUGAAAGUGGUGCAGUCCCUCCUGGGCCACGGGGCUUCCGUCAACAGCACCACCCUCACCAACUCCACCCCCCUCCGGGCGGCCUGCUUUGACGGCCACCUGGACAUUGUGAAGUACCUGGUGGAGCACAAAGCUGACCUAGAGGUGGCCAACAGACACGGGCACACAUGUCUGAUGAUCUCCUGCUACAAGGGCCACAAAGAGAUCGCGCAGUACCUGCUGGAGAAGGGGGCCGAUGUCAACAGGAAAAGCGUGAAGGGUAACACAGCGCUGCACGACUGUGCCGAGUCGGGCAGCCUGGAGAUCAUGCGAAUGCUCCUGCAGUAUGGAGCCACCAUGGAGCAAGACGGCUACGGCAUGACCCCCCUCCUUUCCGCCAGCGUCACCGGCCACACUAACAUCGUCGACUACCUGACCACGCACCAGCAGGUAGGGCUCGCACGCACGACCGGGCCGUGUCCGCGGAAAGGCGUUCAGAGAGCGCCGGUGCUUAAAGAGGGUGGUGUUCUCCUGCAGACCAUUCACUCGGAGCGCAUCGAUGCCAUGGAGCUCUUGGGAGCUACAUUCGUGGACAAGAAGAGAGAUCUGCUCGGGGCUUUAAAAUACUGGAAAAGGGCAAUGGAUCUCAGAUACGUGGACAGCAACAACGUCAUCCAGAAACCAGAACCAAAGCAGCUGAUCAUGGCGUACGACUACGCCAAAGAGGUGGGGGACCUUAAGCUUAGGAGCAGACGCCCGGACCACGCUGCCGGUGUCCGAGGGGACGCGUUUCACCUUUUCAAAUCAUCUCCGCAGGUCACAAACGGAGAGGAGCUGGACGGCCUGAUAUCAGACCCCGACGAGAUGCGCAUGCAGGCUCUGCUCAUCCGGGAGAGGAUCCUGGGCCCGCAGCAUCCGGACACCUCCUACUACAUCCGCUACCGAGGCGCGGUCUACGCCGACUCCGGGAACUUUGAGCGCUGCAUCAAUCUGUGGAAGUACGCGCUGGACAUGCAGCAGAGCAACCUGGACCCCCUCAGCCCCAUGACGGCGUCCAGCCUGCUGUCGUUUGCAGAGCUCUUCUCCUUCAUGCUGCAGGACAGGGCUAAGGGGCUGCUGGGCACGUCGGUCUCCUUUGAGGACCUGAUGGGGAUACUGUCCAAGAGCGUCCUGGAGAUCGAGCGAGCGGUCAAACAAAGCGGGCCGAUGCCUCCCGACCCCGCUCAGCUGAGCAAAGCCCUCUCAAUCAUCCUGCACCUGAUCUGUCUUUUGGAGAAAGUGCCAUGUACCUCAGAGCAGGACCAUUUCAAGAAGGAGACCAUCUAUAGGUUCCUGAAGCUCCAGCCCUGUGGAAAGAACGGCUACAGCCCCCUGCACCUGGCCGUGGACCGCAACACCACCUGUGUGGGCCGCUAUCCCGUCUGCAAGUUCCCCUCCCUAACGGUGGCCUCCAUCCUGCUCGAGUGUGGGGCCGACGUUAAUAGCCGAGACGAAGAUGACAACAGCCCCCUGCACAUAGCCGCCUCCAACGGCCACCCCGACAUCAUGAACCUGCUGAUUUCGUGCGGGACUCACUUCGACAGCACCAACGCCUUCCAGCAGACGGCCUGCGACCUCCUGGACGAGAAGGAGCUGGCCAGGAAUGUGAUCCAGCCCAUCAACCACACUACGCUGCAGUGCCUCGCUGCCAGGGCCAUCAUCAAGCACAGCCUCGACUACCGGGGAAACAUUCCCGAGAAGCUAGAAGCCUUCGUCUUACUCCACAGAUAGUGAUUGUCCGGGGGUCGGAACAGGUGAGAGGAGGCCUGGAUGUGCGGCCAAACGUGUGGAGGAGCUUUGUAGGCGCACAGAGUUUAAGAAGCAAAGACUACUGCGUGGGUUAGGUUUGCAAAAUGUGACUAUUUGGAGAGUAUGAACUUGGAAAAAUGUGUGUAUUCCUUUAACCAGGAUGGACUUAAAAAUGAUUGGUUUGGACGGAGGAAGCAGUGACCGCUGUGGGGAUGUAUUAAGAGCAACAUGGACAAACUUAGCUGUAUUUUCAGGAUGAACUGAGCAGAGGGAUCCACAUGCUUUUGCCUGAGGAAGAUUCCCCCCACCCCCAUAUUCCACAAUGCUAUUUAUUAAAUGAAACUUGAGAGAUUUUUCUCCAUGCUGGCUCCAACCAAGUCUCAACGUUGCCUGCAUUUUUGCUUUUGCCGGGACUUCAGGUUUGGUGUUUUUUUUAUUUUUUUCCUCUUUUUUUUUUUGGUUUUUCUUAUUUUAUUUUUUUUUUUGUUCAUGGGUUGUCCAAUCACUGCUGCCAACAGUCGUGGACCCUUCCUCAGUCAUCGUUAGGGUUAAGUUUUUGUACGUUUACAACACAUGUAGUUUUUUGUCAUACAAGUCUGGAUAUCUGCCGAGUGGCGUGGAUUCCAGACCACUUUGUCGUUCUCCCUCACGCGUACAAACAGAGCUUUACAAGAAAGGGUUAACGUGUGCGAACGAGCGAGCGAACACCGUAAGUGCUUUAUUCUUCCUAUGCACAGGCUGGGCUGUUGUAGAGACUGUUGUAUUCUGUGCCGGCACUUGUCUGUGCAAUAUCUCAUGAGUGGGUUUAUUUUUUAAAUUUCUUCUUUUUUUUUUUUUUUUCUUUCGUUGGUGUUUACCUCAUUGAUGCCGCUUCCUUUAGCUUCCACCUUCUUCAGUCGAGGAGGUGGGAUGGG
Menidia menidia (Atlantic silverside) is the source of this 3989-nucleotide messenger RNA. The record is from the annotation of a GenBank genome assembly. NCBI's taxonomy places the organism in Eukaryota, Metazoa, Chordata, Actinopteri, Atheriniformes, Atherinopsidae.